Messenger RNA from Mya arenaria, 225 nucleotides. RefSeq lists its product as uncharacterized. The transcript has 2 exons. Lineage: Eukaryota; Metazoa; Mollusca; Bivalvia; Myida; Myidae. The record is from RefSeq and is a predicted model, not a curated record. Bases 1 to 225 code for a protein of 74 amino acids.
AUGCAAGUUGUGUAUAUUGUACCUAGACAAGAUGCGCAUAUUGUACCUAGACAAGUUGUGCAUAUUGUACCUAAGCAAGUUGUGGACACUGUACCUAGGCAAGUUGUGCAUAUUGUACCUAGACAAGUUGUGUAUACUGUAUCUAGACAAGUUGUGUAUAUUGUACCUUGGCUGGUUGUGCAUAUUGUACCUAGACAAGUUGUGUAUACUGUACCUAAGAUUUGA